Didymella exigua CBS 183.55 is the source of this 1086-nucleotide messenger RNA. RefSeq lists its product as uncharacterized. The transcript has a single exon. The record is from RefSeq and is a predicted model, not a curated record. The coding region runs from base 1 to 1086 and encodes 361 amino acids. Lineage: Eukaryota; Fungi; Ascomycota; Dothideomycetes; Pleosporales; Didymellaceae.
AUGUCACACCAGGACACACAAGCCCAAAGCCCUCUUCUCAACCGUCUCCCAGCCGAGAUCCGGAAUAAGAUAUACAUCCACAUAUUCACUAUCCCCUCGUCGGUCUUCCCAGCAGAUCAGCGCGCACCACACCCACUUUCCCUUCUGUUGACGUGCAAACGCGUCCACGCCGAAGCUCACAUCCUAGCUUUCAGGACCUACACCUUCCCCCUCCGAUCAUGGAUAUCAGCUACAUACAUCCAUCUAAGCGCCAGCGUAUCCCAUCUCCCAGCAUCUUACAUGUCAGCCAUUCACUCACUCUCGGUGCCAUCUAGCCGCAACACGGGCGCGUUCUUGGCCAACGCACUGCUCGUGUUUCCUCACCUGCGGCAGUUCAUCGUAAAUAGCGAGACGACGGGCUCCCGGGGAGCUCAGAGCGGGAAAUGCAGCGUCUCUCGCGCCUCGAACCGCCUUGCGUUCCCCGCGGGCGUGUGCGACACCGCUGUCACAGAGGAUCCUGCGCACCGCGCCGUCGCACGCUACGCGCCGCACGCUCUCACUGCUCUCCUUGCUACGGUGACGGAGGGAAGUGCGUACAGAUGGCAGAAGGGACGCACGUGGAGGGCCGAGUGGCCGCAGCUGAAUAGCGAGUACUUGUACUCCGCGAUCCAGUGCGACGGGCACGAGGUGAGGGAAGAGCUGAUCAUGGAUGGAGAUGCUGUUGGCUUGGCUGGCGGCGUGGAUGUGUGUGUUUGUGGAUGUGAAGUUGUGAGUUGGACGGCAGCGGUGUUGGUGCAGGAGGGAGGACGGCGGGUCCAUGUCCAUGUCGCGUAUUGCCGAGAGGCGGAUGAGGGAAAGUGUGAUGACGCUUCAAGUACAUCCCACGAGAUCAGGCUGGUGCCGGGUAUUGCACCGGCCAGUGGGGUUGUGGCCGAGCGUGCUGGGUUCAGAUGUGAACCUGGCGAGGAGUACUGGGAGGCUAUGAGGCGGAGGAAUGGGCACCUUGGGGCAUUGUGUCGAGGGCUGUGGAGGAAAGCGAUGGCGUUCGAGAACGAGAGCUAUUCUAGGCUGACGGCUCGGAAAAGAGAGGCGAUGGAUCUGAAUUGA